CAAAGACACAGCUGGGAUCUGGGAACAUCCCCUCAGGAAGAGGCAGGAAGACACGGUUACGGAUUGCGAUGCUUCCGCUUCACCUCUACGCUUCCGGCUGCAGAUCAGGCUGUGCCAGAUAGAACCACGUGCCGCGUGCCCAGACAGCGCUGGCAUGAGGCCCCCAGUCCUGCUCGCCACCCUCCUCUGGCUCCAGGGCUUUUUGGCCGAGAAAGAUGAAUGCCAUUCCCGGGAGGGGAGCCCAGCCGAGGGGGGUGCAGGCCCACCCCCAGAAGUGAACAUCAGCAGCCAGGGGAGGCCGCCUAGCCUCUUUGUGAGCUGGACAGCCCCGGAGCCUGGCGGGCAGGCCCACGUCCUCCGUCUCACGCGUCUGAGUCCCCUCGGCUCUCCCGAAGGCCCACAGCGCGAGGCUCACACCAACGCGUCCAGCUUUGAGUUCCAGGACCUGGUGCCAGGGAGUCGCUACCAGCUGGAGGUGACGGCGCUGCGUCCCUGUGGGCAGAAUGUCACUGUCACCCUGGCUGCCCGCACCGGCCCGUCGCCGGUGCUUGGGCUGCGGCUCCACAGCCCUGGGAGCCCAUUCCGCCUGGAGGCCUCCUGGGGUGCAGCCCCUGGGGAGCAGGACAGCUACCACCUCCUCCUGUGCCACCUGGAGUCCCGCACCGUGGCUCACAACGUCUCCACGUCCCCAGAAGCCCUGGCCUACAACUUUAGUGACCUCUUGCCAGGUAGCGAGUACCUCUUGGAGGUUACCACCUGGGCUGGCACCCUCCAAGCAAAGACCAACAUUCACCAGUGGACAGCCCCCAUGCCCCCGGAUCACCUGGUGCUGCGUGCCCUGGGCACCGCUGCCCUGCAAGCUUCCUGGAACGGCUCCCAGGGGGCUGCCUGGCUGCACCUGCUGCUCACAGACCUCCAAGGAGGCACCAACCUGACUGCAGUGGUCGCACGGGGCGUCUCCACUCACACCUUCCUCCACCUCUCGCCCGGCACCUGCUAUGAGCUGACACUGAGUGCUGCCGCCGGGCUCCAGCGGGCAGCGGGGCCCAAUGCCACCGAGUGGACCUCCCCUCUUGCCCCACUUCUGGUGCACGUGACCAGCGAAGGCCCCAGCCAGCUCCGGGCGGCCUGGGCCCAUGCGGCCGGGGGCCGGGACAGUUACCAGGUGACCCUGUACCAGGCGGGUGCCCGGGUGGGCACCAGAGCCUUGGGGGCCGAGGUGAACAGCACAAACUUCUGGGCUCUGACCCCGGGCACGAAGUACGAGGUGGAGAUUGUCUCGUGGGCCGGGCCCCUGCGCGCUGCGGCCGCCAAUGUCUCGGGCUGGACUUCCCCGCUCACACCCAGGGAGUUGUUGGUGUCCAUGCAGGCGGGCAGCGCCGUAGUCAACCUGGCCUGGGCCAGCGGCCCCUUGGGGCGGGGGGCGUGCCACGCCCAGCUCUCCGAGGCCGGGCGCCCCUCCUGGGAUCAGCCUCUGGCGCUCGGCCAAGGCCUCCUGGUGCUGAAGGGCCUCACGCCGGGACGCAGCCUCUCCCUGUCCGUGCUGUGCCAGGCGGGGCCGCUCCAGGCAUCCACUCACCCCGUGGUGCUGCCAGUUGAGCCGGGCCCUGUGGAGGACGUGCAGUGCCAGGCCCAUGCCACCCACCUCGUCCUGAACUGGACACUGCCCACCGGGGACGUGAGCGCCUGUCUGGUCCUGGCAGAGCGGCUGGCUGCAGGAGGCCACGCCCACCCCGUGUUCCAGGCCAACACCUCCAGGGACACUCUCUUGCUACCCGACCUCGUGCCUGCCUCAUCUUACCGCCUUAGCCUCACCGUGCUGGGCAGGAAUGGCCUGCAGAGCCGGACAGUCACCCUGGUGUGCACCACUUCUGCCGAGGACUGGCAUCCUCCUGCGUUGGUUGCCGCCCCCCAGCUGGAGCCCGAGGCAGGGAUGGGGGUGGUGAUCACGCCAGGCAUGUUUGGCAAGGAGGAUGGGCAGAUCCAGUGGUACGGCGUUGUCGCCACCACCAACAUGUCACUGGCUCAGCCUUCCCGGAAAGCCAUCAACCGCACGUGGUACGACCAUUACUACGGAGGAUGCGACUCCUACCUGGCCAUCCUGCUUCCCAACCCCUUCUACCCGGGCCCCUGGGCUGUGCCAAAGUCCUGGACAGUGUCCAUGGGUGCAGAUGACUGUGGCCACACCCAGGACAUAUGUAAUGGGCAGCUCAAGCCGGGUGCCCAGUACAG
This is a messenger RNA of Oryctolagus cuniculus (rabbit), 2232 nucleotides long. The record is from RefSeq and is a predicted model, not a curated record. Lineage: Eukaryota; Metazoa; Chordata; Mammalia; Lagomorpha; Leporidae.